CCCAAAUCAUAAAAUAGAAACUCUCUCUCUCUCUCUCUCUCUCUCUCUCUCGGACUCUCUCGCGCUCUUCAAUCUGCAGUCUCUCUAUCUCUGUCUCUCUCAUCACCAGAUUUGUUCGAGUAACAAAGCAAUGGGCAAGGCUUCUCCAAAGAAUAAGGGAUCUUUGCCAUUCAAGCAGAAGAGAGCCAAAAAUUUGCGUAAGCGGUACCUUAAGCCGGGGGCUCUUGCCCAGAUUCGAGAUAGCAGAGCCACCUUGAGAUCAUGUACUGACAUUGGCAAGAAAAGAGUUUUGGUCUUGGAUUCCAGCAAGGUAGGAAAAGAUUUGCUGCUUGGCAGUAGUGCCAGCACUUGUCCUUUGUUGUUGCACAAAGGCAUAAAUGGCCGUGCACUGGAUGUUCGGAGACCACCAAAGUCUCCAGCGACACCAAAAACACCUCGGGUUUGUGAUUGGGAAUCAGAAUCAAGGCUUGAAUCUCUUCCCUUGGAUCUGUUGGUGAAAAUCAUGUGUCAGUUGCAUCAUGACCAGUUAAGAGCUGUUUUUCACGUCUCCCGAAGGAUUAGAGCUGCGGUUUUAUUAGCCAGGCAAUUGCACUUCAACUUCACCACCCCUGAUAGAUCAAGGCAACCAGUCCUCCGCAUGAAAACUCCCCCAGCACCUCUCCCUAACGAGCAUUUGUUUUUCAUGAGUGUAGGAGAUGAAAAUGGUAUAUGGGUUUCACAUCCAUGUACUCCAAGACCUUCUCGGUUCGGCCAUACUUCUCGCUUACUGUUCACAGAUAUGAGACAAGUAACAGCUUCUCUAUUUCAAGAAUCCAUUAAAAGCAGGAAGCCACCUAGUUUCCCACGGCCACUUUGCAGAUCCAAGGGUUCCAGUAAGGUUUCCUUAUAUGAAGACGAGCUAUGCCAGGCUGUUUCUCAGAACAAGCUUUUAUAGCUUCCAUAAACAUGCCGUUUUCUUUCCCGUGCUGCCUCUGUAAAUAUGUUUUCUUUCAUUAGAAUGAAAGAAACACAGUUUUGAUGUAGUUGGAGAUAACUUUGCACUACCUGUCUAGAUUUGUCACAAUAGUCCCCAAGUGCGGACUUAUGUUGUCAGUCCUGCUACUUUAAGAACUUAGCUUUACAUAUAUAUAAAUGAUUUGUAUAGUUGUAUAGUAA
Molecule: messenger RNA, 1155 nt
Organism: Nymphaea colorata (pocket water lily)
Lineage: Eukaryota; Viridiplantae; Streptophyta; Magnoliopsida; Nymphaeales; Nymphaeaceae
Product: F-box protein At4g35930
Exons: 5
Coding region: 131-934 (267 amino acids)
Molecular function (GO): protein binding
Source: RefSeq, a predicted model, not a curated record